Molecule: messenger RNA, 378 nt
Organism: Penicillium brasilianum
Lineage: Eukaryota; Fungi; Ascomycota; Eurotiomycetes; Eurotiales; Aspergillaceae
Source: the annotation of a GenBank genome assembly
AUGGCCUCUCCCCGUCCUGCCUCUCCUCUCACCUCCGGCGCCGAGUCCGGUCCUGACUCCAAGUCCGCCGGUGCCGUCGCCGCCUCCGGCUCGUCCGUCAGCCGUCCUUCCUCUCCUACUCCCCCCGGCGGCCCUCGUGCUGCUAUGCGCCGCCGCGCUGCUGCCGACCACAAGGAAUCUCUCCGCAAUGCUCGCCCUGCGUCUACCCGCUCUGCCGGUGCCGGUGGCUCGUCCGGUACCAUGCUGAAGCUGUACACCGAUGAGAGCCCCGGUCUCCGCGUUGACCCCGUCGUUGUUCUCGUCCUGAGUCUGGGUUUCAUCUUCUCCGUCGUCGGUCUCCACGUCAUCGCCAAGAUCACCCGCAAGUUCUCCGCAUAA